ACAUAUACGUGUUUCUCUGUUAGAAGAACUCUCCAGUAGAGUAUUAAUUGUUAUUGAAGAAUGAUAGAGCUCAAAAGGCACAUAAAAAAUGGGGAAAAUCAAUACUUUAUUAGCAAAAAUUUGACUAAUUACGAAGUUUUGGCCUCGAAUUCAGUUCCCUAUAAACCCAAAUUCAAUUUUGCCCCUUCUUCUCCUGGAAUCCCGCUUUCUGAUCUACCUUCAGCUUCAUUCUCCAUUAAUUGCCCAUUAUUAAAAUAUUCCCCAUUGUUUUCCACUGCCCCAUGUCUUCUUCUAUUGCCUAUAAGUUUUUUUUCAGAUCCACGCUUUCCAUUUGCUUUGCGUACUCUUCAAAAAGCACUCUAUUUCUCCUCUCACGCCUUUUCCGUGAACUUUUUUGCUCCAUCCAGGUGUUUGAAGCAUUAUUCGGAAUCUAAAUUUACGAUGUGGGGUUGCUUAAUUUAUUAUCAAAAGGGUAUUUUAAGCUGGUGUUCUUAUAUAUAGUGGCUGAGAUUGGAAAAAUAAUUUGUGGGAUUAGGAGAUUUUUCGUUCUUGAUUUGGAAUCUGGAAGCUUCUGAAGAUUUAAGGGUUGAUUCAAUGUCCUCUGUGGUUAAGUUGGAAUCCGUUAUAUGUCAGAAUGGCGAGGAGCCAGAUUAUACAUCUGUAAAUGGGAAGGUGGCAUUUGCCAAAAGAUUAAAUGUAGUGCGCAAAAUUCUUGAGGGAUUUCGUAGGCAAGGAGAUUGGUCGGCUAUCAAGACAUCAAUAGGUGCAGUUCAAAGAGUAGCUAGCAACAGGUAUUCCAAAAGUAAUCGAGCUGUGGAUACAGAAGAAAAAAGGGAAAAUGGAUCUGGAAGAAAUUCUGGCCCUCUUUUGUCUGGAACUGCAUAUUGCCUUUCUUCUUGUUGCAUGAUCAUGCUGAACAAAAUUGUCCUUUCAAGUUAUUCAUUCAAUGCUGGGGUCUCAUUGAUGUUUUACCAGAAUCUUAUCAGUACUCUUAUAGUCUGUAUAUUGGGUUGCUCUGGAGCAGUUACAGUGGAGAAGCUCAAUUGGAAGCUAAUUAAAGUUUGGAUCCCCGUGAAUUUGAUCUUCAUUAGCAUGCUUGUUUCAGGCAUGUAUAGUUUGAAAUACAUAAAUAUUGCAAUGGUGACUAUUCUGAAGAAUGUGACAAAUAUUUUAACAGCUAUUGGAGAGUUGUAUAUUUUUGGGAAGCGGCAGAAUCAGAAAGUGUGGACCGCCAUGUUUGUUAUGAUUAUCUCUGCUGUAUCUGGAGGUAUAACAGACCUCUCAUUUGAUGCUACAGGGUAUGCUUGGCAAUCAAUUAAUUGCAUUCUCACAGCAAGCUACUCACUCACAUUGCGACGUGUCAUGGACAGAGCAAAGCAAUUUACAAAAUCUGGAUCUCUUAAUGAAGUUUCCAUGGUGUUACUGAACAAUGGGAUAUCUAUACCUUUUGCUAUCAUCUUGAUCUUCCUGUUCGAUGAAUGGCGUUACGUAAUUAAUGCGGAUGUAAUUAAGAUUCCAAUGUUUUGGGCUGCUGCAACAGCCAGUGGGCUGCUUGGGCUAGCCAUUAGCUUCACAUCAAUGUGGUUUUUGAAACAAACUGGUCCAACCACCUAUAGUCUUGUGGGAUCCUUAAACAAGAUUCCCAUUUCUAUUGCUGGCCUUUUGGUGUUCAAGGUUCCUCUCAGUAUUCCAAAUUUAUUCAGCAUACUCUUUGGUCUACUUGCUGGAGUACUUUUUGCCAGGGCUAAGAUGUCUUGACACUAUGCUAUGUCUAUAAGUGAUUUGCAACCUGAAAUGCUUAUGUAUCAGUAAAAUCACCAAGGGAUUCACACAAGUCAUUGUAGGCAGUAGUAGCCAAAGGAAGAUUUCAUAUUUAGUUAUUAUAUAUUUGGUAUGUUAGAUGCUCAUUCAAGGGAAAUGAAGCAUAUAUCAAUUUUGGUUUUUGUGAGCAGUAAUUAUUCACUUCAGUCAUCUGAACAUCUUUCUUGGAAUAUAGUUCAAAUACUGAAAA
Solanum dulcamara is the source of this 2011-nucleotide messenger RNA. Its product is annotated as GDP-mannose transporter GONST2-like. The record is from RefSeq and is a predicted model, not a curated record. The coding region runs from base 595 to 1758 and encodes 387 amino acids. Lineage: Eukaryota; Viridiplantae; Streptophyta; Magnoliopsida; Solanales; Solanaceae. Gene Ontology annotation, molecular function: GDP-mannose transmembrane transporter activity; antiporter activity. Gene Ontology annotation, cellular component: Golgi apparatus. The transcript has 10 exons.